Molecule: messenger RNA, 2736 nt
Organism: Cuscuta campestris
Lineage: Eukaryota; Viridiplantae; Streptophyta; Magnoliopsida; Solanales; Convolvulaceae
Source: the annotation of a GenBank genome assembly
AACACUUUUGGACACACUAUCAGCUCAUCAAGCCUCUCCAUAACACUUUUGACAAAUUUAGAAAAAGGCUGGUCCUGUACCAGGGUCCGGAGGCAAAUUCUCACAAGAGCCGACUGCCAAUUUCAUUCUCCCGCCAGAAAACUGAACGGACCAUUGCUCAGAACGACUUCAAUUAAUCUGUUCCUCAGUCCUGACUCGCCGCCGGAAGUCGCCAUGUACGGCGAGAUUGCGAGCACCGAGAAUCGCAAUCGCCAGACAGUUUCUUUUGCAAGUGGCAUCGCUAAGUUUUUAGGCGUAUAUUUUCGGAAAAUCGACUUUACUCUGGAGGAUUCCAAGUUCAAAUUCGAACUCGCAUCCGAUCUUGCUGAAUUCUUUUCUAAAGAAGGAGAAUACUUUGUUUCUCAGGUCAAAGAUGAUGAUGGCAUAUUAUUUUUGCCACUUGAUUUUGAGCAGUUUCAGAACGUCUGCAAAAUCAGAAAAUUUUAUAUGACCUUAGAUGAUAGACCAAAAGAAGCUCUGUUAUGUAUGAGUGCUGCAUUGCACAAGGUUAUGUUCAUGGAAUGGGGGAAGGAAAUGUUUGAUGACUGUGCAAAGAUAAAUAUUCGUCUGCAUAAUUACCCUCAAGUGAUUGCACUGAAGAACCUAAAAGCAGCAUAUAUUGACAGGCUUGCUUCUGUGCGUGGUACAGUGGUAAAAGUUAGCACAGUUAGGCCUUUGGUUAUUAAAAUGAGCUUUGCCUGCAAAAAAUGUGGAACCAACAUUGACCGUGACUUUCCAGAUGGAAAAUUUUCACCCCCCUCAAUAUGUGAAGUGCAUGGUUGCAAAAGUAGGAACUUUACACCAAUCAGAUCCAGUGCACAACCCAUAGACUUUCAGAAGAUAAGAAUUCAGGAGCUGCUGAGAUCUGGACAUCAUGAGGAAGGACGUGUUCCACGCACAGUUGAAUGUGAAUUAACGGAAGAUCUUGUAGAUGCUUGCAUUCCUGGAGACAUUGUGACAGUAACGGGUAUUGUUAGAGUGAUUAACAACUACAUGGACAUCGGAGGGGGAAAGUCAAAAGGCAAGAAUCAAGAGCUUUACUAUUUAUAUCUUGAAACAGUAUCAAUAAGAAAUUCCAAGACUCAACCAAUGCAUGAGAAUACGCUUGACAGAUCCAUUACAAGAUCCACAGAGUUUUUUGACUUAUUAUCAUUUUCUCCAAGGGAUUUAGAGUUCAUUGUAAAGUUCUCUGAAGAGCAUGGCUCUGACAUCUUUCGCCAACUGCUUCAUUCAAUUUGCCCCUCAAUCUACGGACAUGAGCUUGUCAAAGCGGGAAUUACCCUGGCUAUGUUUGGUGGUGUACAAAAGCAUUCAAUGGAUCAGAACAAGGUCCCUGUUAGGGGGGACAUCCAUCUACUAAUAGUUGGUGAUCCUGGUCUGGGUAAAAGUCAACUGCUCCAAGCAGCAGCUUCUGUUUCUCCUCGUGGCAUAUAUGUAUGUGGUAAUACUACAACUAAUGCUGGCCUCACUGUUGCUGUGGUGAAGGAUCCAAUGACUAGUGAUUAUGCCUUUGAAGCUGGUGCAAUGGUUCUUGCAGACCGUGGAUUAUGCUGCAUUGAUGAGUUUGACAAAAUGUCUGCCGGACAUCAGGCCUUAUUUGAAGCUAUGGAGCAGCAGUGUGUUUCUGUUGCAAAGGCAGGACUUGUAGCAAGUUUAUCAGCAAGAACAUCUGUUUUAGCAGCUGCAAACCCUGUUGGUGGUCAUUAUGACCGUACAAAAACUGUAAACGAGAACCUGAAAAUGAGUAGUGCUUUACUCUCGCGAUUUGAUCUGGUCUUCAUAUUACUUGACAAACCUGACGAGCUACUGGAUAAACGACUCUCAAAGCACAUCAUAUCUCUUCACGCUAAAGCUCCAGAGCAUCCACCGGCCACAAAACGAUUAUGCACAGCACCCUUUGAUGCGGGGGAAAAUAGCCUGAAUGUAGGGCAUGAUUCUUUAGUCGCAAGACUGAGACUUGACCCCAAGAAGGAUUGUGGUUUUGUUCCAUUACCUGGUCCACUUUUGCGUAAAUACAUUGCCUAUGCAAGAGCUUACGUCUUUCCAAGGAUGACGGAACCUGCUGCAGCUAUCUUAAAGAACUUUUACCUGCAACUGAGAGAUCGUAAUACAUCUACUGAUAGUACACCAAUAACUGCUAGGCAGUUAGAAAGUCUGGUAAGGUUGGCUCAAGCUCGAGCUAAGGUUGAUCUUAGAGAACAAAUAACUGAGCAAGAUGCUUUGGAUGUUGUUGAAAUAAUGAAGGAGUCUUUAUAUGAUAAGUAUGUUGAUGAGCAUGGUUUUGUGGAUUUUGGGCGUAGUGGAGGGAUGAGUAAAGAAAAGGAGAAGAAAAGAUUUUUGGGUGCACUAAAUAAGCAAUCAGAAGUGCAUCAAAAGGAUUGCUUUUCAAUAUCUGAACUGUACAGUUUGGCAGAUAGCAUUGGCUUAAGGGUCCCUGAUAUUGAUACUUUUCUGGACACUCUUAACACUGCAGGUUAUUUGCUGAAGAAGGGCCCAAAGAAAUAUCAGGUCCUAUCAUCAUCUUAUUCAAGAAGUCAAUCAUCAAGGGAAUAGUUUUACCGCACUGGUAAUAUGCAUUAAAAGCACCUUUCCCUUGCAAUUGGCCUCGACCAUUUGCUAGCUCCUUUUGACCACUCCCAAACUUAGCAGGUUUUAAAAUAGAUGCAUAUGCUACAAGUUCACCAUUAUCCUUUUUUU